AGAUAUUGUACCUGAAAAAAUCCAUUUGGUCACCAACUAUAGAGAAGAUAUGAAUGCCAUAAGCUUCUUAUCUCUUGUUUCUCUCAUUUUUUCUAUUGCCACCGCAGCUUUAAACUCGGGUUUGUCAUCAAGUUAUUAUGAUCGAGUGUGUCCAGAGGCCCUCCCGACUAUCAAACGUGUGGUGGAGGAUGCAUUGGCACAAGAACGCCGCAUGGGUGCUUCUCUUUUACGUCUUCAUUUUCAUGAUUGUUUUGUUAACGGAUGUGAUGCUUCCAUUCUUUUGGAUCAAACAUCAACAAUACAUAGUGAGAAAAAUGCACUCCCCAACGCAAAUUCGGUCAGAGGAUUUGAGGUUAUUGACAAAAUCAAGUUUGAGGUCGACAAAGUUUGCGGUCGUCCCGUUGUGUCGUGUGCUGAUAUCUUAGCUGUUGCUGCUCGUGAUUCUGUCGUUGCGCUUGGUGGGCCAUCGUGGAAAGUCAAGCUUGGAAGAAGAGACUCAACCACCGCUAGUCGGACCGCAGCUAACGCAAACCUCCCGUCACCAUUCAUGGACUUACCCGCCCUUAUAAAAAACUUCAAGGACCAAGGGCUUGAUAAAGAGGACUUGGUUGUGCUUUCGGGUGCACACACCCUAGGGUUUGCUCAGUGUUUUACCUUUAGGGAUCGUAUUCACAAUGAGACCAACAUUCAUCCAGCCUUUGCGAGCCACCUUCGGACCAUUUGUCCACAAGUUGGGGCCAACUCAAGGCUCGCACCACUUGACUCAACACCUGGCUCGUUUGACGUGAAAUACUUCACCAAUUUGGUGAGUAAAAAGGGAAUUUUGAGAUCUGAUCAAGCACUUUUUGAUGGUGGCGUAACUAAUGAGCUUGUUUCAAAAUAUAUUCGGAACCAAAAAGAGUUUUGGGCGGAUUUUGCAAAGUCUAUGGUUAAAAUGGGUGAUAUAAAACCAUUAACAGGGAACAGAGGUCAAAUUCGCAACAUGUGUAGGAAAACUAAUUUCAAGAAAUAUUAAGAGUCCAUCGAGUGGGUUAAUUUGUUUUAUAAGUUUGGGUGAGUAUAUAUUGAGUGUUUGGGUAUUUCAAUUCUUUUCGUAUGUCAAUUUCUUAAAAACUCUAGUAUUCUAUUCUUUCGUAUUUUGAAUUAAAAACGUUUGUAAUUUGAUUGUUCUUUGUUAUGAAUUGUUAUUAAGAUUUGUUUUCUCAUA
Messenger RNA from Helianthus annuus (common sunflower), 1207 nucleotides. Its product is annotated as cationic peroxidase 1. The transcript has 3 exons. Gene Ontology annotation, biological process: hydrogen peroxide catabolic process; response to oxidative stress. Lineage: Eukaryota; Viridiplantae; Streptophyta; Magnoliopsida; Asterales; Asteraceae. Gene Ontology annotation, molecular function: heme binding; peroxidase activity. The coding region runs from base 50 to 1015 and encodes 321 amino acids. The record is from RefSeq and is a predicted model, not a curated record.